AUGGCGCUCUCGAUACCCUACACGUACAUUCAGUGCCCCUGUUCUGAGCGGUCCAUCAUAGACGGGGGUGGCGAGCGGUCCGGCAACGACAGUCAGGAGGAGGCGGGCGACAGCCACGACGACGACCACACCUUCGACCCGCGCGCCCCACGGUCCAACUACAGCCUGUUCCCGCUCGAGUACCUCCUCUACUGUGAGGACUGCCAGGAGAUUCGGUGUCCCCGAUGCGUCAACGAGGAGGUUGUCACGUACUACUGCCCCAACUGUCUGUUUGAAGUACCCAGCAGCAACCUUCGCAGUGACGGGAAUCGCUGCACUCGAAACUGCUACCAAUGCCCCGUGUGCGCUAGCCCCGUCCAAGUUGGUGAGGUACAGACCGACCCCGACCCGACAAACCUCCUCGGCGCAGACAAUGGGACCUCCAACGCGCCUGUCGGCCCCUUCGCUCUCUUCUGCCAAUACUGCACCUGGUCAUCGAGCGAUAUCGGGCUGGAGUUUGACCGGCCGAGCGGGAUCGCCUCGCAGCUGAACAAGCUCAGGAACGGCGGCGAACCCCGAAUCACGGCGCGCGACGUGCGCGACCGCCGCAAGGACAACCCCGACCACCCUCCCGUACCGGACGAGCUGGUCGACACGGAGCUGCAAUUCAGCAGCCUGAAGUCCUUUUACCAGACGCAGCUGGCCGAGGCCAGCGGCGGCCUGGGCAGGCCCGGCGGCAACCUGUCACUCGGCGGUGGCGCGGGCUUCUCGUCGCCCGCGGCCCUAUCGCGCAUCAUGUCGCUGUACACCACGGGACGGGGCAACCCCAACAGGCUGAAUAACGGCCCGCCCGACGUGAUGCGCGAGGCCCUCACCACUGAUGAUGGGCUCAAGAUGGCCCAGCUGGACGAAUCGGCGGCCGUGAAGAAGCUCCUGGGCGAGGGGUGGGACGGGACCGUGUCGAGGGAGCAGCGGCUGGCGCAGGUCGAGCCCUCCACAGUCCGGUUCCAGGACGACCUGCGUCCGUCGCAGUGUGUGCUCCGCACGAAGCGUUCCAAGCGGUGCGCCGUCUGCAGGCACAUCAUCUCCAAGCCGGAGAACAAGGUGGCCUCUACGCGCUUCAAGAUCCGCCUGGUGGCCAAGUCGUACAUCCCCACCAUGACCAUCCGCCCGCUCCAGCCUACGUCCAGCGGCAUCCCGGUCGGGUCACGCCCCGACGCGAGCCCCGAGAUGGCCCUCAAGCCCCUCCAGCCGUACCAGUACAUCCUCACCUUCGUCAACCCGCUCUUCGACAGGAUCAGGGUCACGCUCGCCGCGCCCAACAGCACGCCCGGCCGCUUCUCCAGCAAGGUCACGCUCCUGUGCCCGCAGUUCGAGAUCAGCGCCAACACAGACAUGUGGGACGAUGCGCUGCGUGAGGACUCGGCGACCAGCGGCAGCCAGCAGCAGCAGCCUGAGGCCGGCAAGAUAUACGACCGCGGGAGGAACUGGGUCAGCAUCGUGCUCGAGGUCAUACCGCCGUCUCUACGACCGGAGGCUCUGCCUUCCAAGACGAGCGCAGGCAAGGAGGUGGACAAGGGGCCCCUGAAGCCGGAUGAGGACAUCCUCGAGAUUCCCAUGUUUGUCCACAUGGAGUGGGAGGCCGAGGCACAACACGAUGUCGGAGCCGUGUCAAGUAGGGACAGGGAUGGUAGUGAGAAGAGGGAGCUGGCUUACUGGUGUGCUUUGGGGGUGGGACGCAUCAGUCAGGAAUAG
Messenger RNA from Geosmithia morbida, 1734 nucleotides. Its product is annotated as dynactin 4. Gene Ontology annotation, cellular component: dynactin complex. The record is from RefSeq and is a predicted model, not a curated record. The transcript is spliced from 2 exons. Lineage: Eukaryota; Fungi; Ascomycota; Sordariomycetes; Hypocreales; Bionectriaceae. The coding region runs from base 1 to 1734 and encodes 577 amino acids.